CUUGAUACUGGUCAACAACAACAGCUGCUUCGCCAGAAAGCAAACGUUGGAUGGCGAUGUGACGUGUACGUCAACCACCCGUGUGAGGUCUGAAACUUGUUGCAGUGUCCGCUGCUCGUCCACGGUGCCUGUCUCAACAGGAGCACCAUGGCAAUGUGGAUCCAGGCCCAGCAGCUGCAGGGUGAGGCAUUGCACCAGAUGCAGGCUCUGUACGGCCAGCACUUCCCCAUUGAGGUGCGCCACUACCUGGCCCAGUGGAUUGAAUGCCAGCUCUGGGAUUCGGUGGAGUUGGACAACCCAGCGGAAGAAGCCAAAGCCAAGCGUCUGCUGGAAAAUCUGGUGGGCGAGCUGCAGAAGAAAGCCCAGCUCCAGGGAGGAGAAGAUGGCUUCCUGCUCAAGAUCAAGCUGGGUCACUAUGCCAACCAGUUAAAGAGCACUUACGACCGCUGUCCUUUGGAGCUGGUGCGCUGCAUUAAACACAUCCUCCACUCUGAGCAACGGCUGGUUCAAGAAGCUACCAAUGCCAGCUGUGGGAGUGGGGUGCAGGCUAUGGACAGCCUGUCGCAGCGGCAUCAGCAGAUAAACCAGUCCUUUGAAGAGCUCCGCCUGGCCACACAGGAGACGGAGAAUGAACUAAGAAAGCUACAGCACAGCCAGGAGUACUUCAUCAUCCAGUACCAGGAGAACCUGCGCAUCCAGGCCCAGCUGAGCAGCCUGUCGUCGCUGCCUCAAGCUGAGCGCACCCAGCGGGAGACCACCCUACAGAGUAAGAGGACCACUGUGGAUGCCUGGCUCACCAGAGAGGCCAGCACAUUACAGAAAUACAGGCUUGACCUGUCAGAACAACACCAGAAGACCCUGGCCCUGCUGAGGAAGCAGCAGACUCUGAUCCUGGAGGAGGAGCUCAUCCAGUGGAAGAGGAGGCAGCAACUGGCUGGCAACGGGGGCCCUCAUGAAGGGGGACUGGAUGUCUUGCAGUCCUGGUGUGAGAAGCUGGCUGACCUGAUCUGGCAGAACCGGCAGCAGAUCCGACGCUGUGAGCAUCUCACCCUGCAGCUUCCUCUGCCAGGCCCCAUGGAGGAGCUGCUGAGCAAACUCAACGCCGACAUCACCGACAUCAUCUCUGCCCUGGUUACUAGUACCUUUAUCAUUGAAAAGCAGCCGCCCCAGGUCUUGAAGACCCAGACCAAGUUUGCAGCCACAGUGCGCCUCCUGGUGGGUGGGAAGCUCAACGUCCACAUGAACCCCCCUCAGGUCAAAGCUGUUAUUGUUAGCGAGCAACAGGCCAAAGCUCUGCUGAAGAAUGAGAGCACACACAGUGAAAGUAGUGGAGAAAUCCUGAACAACAACUGUGUAAUGGAGUAUCAGCAGGCGACUGGCACCCUCAGUGCACAUUUCAGAAGCAUGUCACUAAAGCGGAUCAAGCGGUCAGACCGGCGAGGUGCAGAGUCUGUGACAGAAGAGAAGUUCACCGUUCUGUUUGAAUCCCAGUUCAGCGUCGGGGGCAACGAGCUAGUCUUCCAUGUUAAAACCUUAUCGCUGCCCGUGGUAGUGAUCGUCCACGGCAGUCAGGACAACAACGCCACAGCCACUGUCCUGUGGGACAACGCCUUUGCUGAGCUGGGCAGAGUGCCAUUUAUUGUGCCAGACAAGGUGCUGUGGCCCCAGCUGUGUGAGACCCUUGACAUGAAGUACAAGGCAGAGAUGCACAGUGGGCGUGGUCUGUCGGAGGACAACAUGGUCUUCCUGGCUCAAAAAGCUUUCACUAACAGCAGCAACAACCCCGAGGACUCUCGAAACAUGACCAUAUCCUGGGCCCAGUUCAACCGGGAGAGCCUACCGGGACGAAACUUUACCUUCUGGCAGUGGUUUGAUGGAGUUGUGGAGCUCAUGAAGAAACAUCUGAAACCUCACUGGAAUGAUGGGGCCAUCCUGGGCUUCGUUAACAAGCAGCAAGCACAGGACAUGCUGCUGUCCAAACCCAAUGGCACCUUCCUACUGAGAUUCAGCGACUCUGAGAUUGGAGGCAUCACCAUCGCCUGGGUAGCUGAGAAUCCCAACAAACCAGGUGAAAGGCUGGUCUGGAACCUGUUGCCUUAUACAACCAAGGACUUCUCCAUUCGGUCCCUGGCUGACCGCAUCAGUGACCUGAACCACCUUCUGUUUCUCUACCCGGACCGGCCCAAAGACGAAGUCUUCGCCAAAUACUACACCCCCCCACUCUCAAAAGCAGUGGACGGAUAUGUAAAACCGCAGAUCAAACAAGUUGUGCCUGAAUUCACCACCCCGAACCCUGAACCCAGUGGAGGAGCUCCUACCUUCAUGGACCAAACAGCUUCUCCCUCUGUGAGCCUCCCCAACAACUUUGGUGUCUACCCUUCUAUGAGUGAAGCUAUUUUGGACCCAGAUGGAGACUUUGACCUGGAUGACACAAUGGACGUGGCUCGCCAUGUGGAGGAGCUGCUCCGCAGGCCAAUGGCGAACCAGUGGAGCAGUCAGCAGUCCUGAAAGUGCCCAACACCUUCAGGUCCCCUCCAACUUAUCUAACAGACACCCACCAACUGUAAAUGAAAUGCUGAAAAAUGUACACUUCUCUAUUGAUGGAAAUUAUUUUUAUUAGUAUUUAGUAAAUCCCAAAAGAAAUGUAAAGACUUAAAGUAAGACUAUGUAAUUUUUGUUAGCUUCUGUUACAACAAGUGAUAUUUAAAGGAUAAGGGCAAGUUGAAUUUUCUUUAAUUUCCAAGGAUUCUCCAGUUGCCAUAAAUACAUCCCAGUUAGGUGAGCUGAAAACAGGAAGCAACACAUAUGUGGUACAUUGGAGCUGUUGCUCUGUCAUUAGCUUAGCUGUGGCUUAACCUUCAUACCAGAAUAAAAACCAAGCUGCUGUGUCCUAUUGAAGCUUAACUAAAACCAGCAAAAAUGUCACCGGUAAUCAGUGCACUUUUUGACAAUCAGUAUCUCUCACGAUUUCUCAUUAAGGACAACACAAUACACAAAUGUGUCAAUGCGUUAUUACUUCUAUACUGAUCACAGAAACGUACUGAUGCGCCUGCAAAGGAAAGAAAGAAGAUGAUUGCAGUCAUGGCCAGCCAGUAAACACAGAUGAAACUAUGCAGGUCUGCAAGAAAUCUGCAGAUGUGUUGAGGAAAUUCCCAGGAGACCUUAGUUAAGUCUAAAUUAUGCAUGCACUGUUUUGGUGAGUAACACUGACUGUAGAGAGGAACUGUUUACAUUUAUAUUACAAAUUUACAGUGAUUCAUUUAGUGACUAUGGCAAACCACUAUAUAUUGUUUCAGUGGUACGAGAGAAAUAAACUGGGCUAAACCGUAAAUUCACUGAAACCAAUUUCAGCACCUACCCUUUUCUGGGAUUAAAGAGUUCACCCUAAUUAUGGUCAUAUUGACACAGCAGUCGGGAUCAGCUGAGCACACUCAGCAGAUUGUUAGAUUAACCCUUUCAAAGCGCAGCUAAGCGCUAGGUGACACAGCAGCAGCUUUGAAUAAGAGCCCCGGCAUGUAUUCAGUAAUGUGCUCAUGCACAAUGUGGUUGGGUGUCAUCCCUCAGCCAGCUGAGUUGGUAGUGAGGUCCACAGCAGUGUUGUAACUCGUUAGCCAAGGCCACACUGGAUCCAGUGCAAAUUUGCCCCAGAGGGCUUUACAGUCGGAAUACAUGCAACAUCCUCUGUCCCGAAACCCUCACAUCAGCACAGGAAAAACUCUCCAAAAAAUGAAAAACCCUUCCAUGGGGAAAAAAGGGAAGAAACCUUAGGGAGAACCUCAGCGGAGGGAUACCUCUCCCGGGAUGGACAGACUGCAAUGGAUGUGAUGUCUACAGAAUGAACAAUAUAAAAGAUGUACAAUACAUUCAAUUCCAACAGAAAUUAUUCAAAUAAUUGUGAGUAACAAGCCAGGUGUACGGCAGGGACAACCACCAUCCACAGGCCUGUGGUGAGGGGAAGCACAAAGACUUUAGGAAAGGGUAAUGUUGGUUUAUGAUGACAGUAAUAGUAAUCUAUGUUAAAAUGAUGCUAGCAGCAGCAGUUGUCAGCAGGGCCACGGCAUGAGGCAGGAACAGUGUCCAGAUGGAUCCAGGGAAGCAUGUGAGGCGAGAAAGCACAAAGUUCUAAAAAUUGAAUUCUCAGUUACAGCCAUUUGGUUAUUUUUGUAUAUUUUAAAAUAUUUCAUAUUACUGCCAUACUUCUAUAUUGGUACUACAGUGCCUGAAAGGACCAUGUUUAAUUGGUCGUAGACAGAUAUGGUUCUAGAUGCCAUAAAUUUGUCUCAUGAAGUGAUUUCCCAAGUCUGAUUUUGUUUUGUUUUCAUUCUUGUAGGUUGAAUAUUGAAUACAAAUGUUGGUUUAUUUUGAUCAUUUGUGUAUAUUCAAUGUAUAUUCUGUCAUUCUUUUUUAUAUAUAUAUCCAUGAGAAGAUGAAAUGCGUCCUUGGGGUUUACAAGCCUAAUCAAAUAAGGUUUCAGUUUUCUAGCAUGAAAUAUUGUAGCAUAACAUCUGGGAAAGACCAGCAAGUAUACGCUAGAAUGCAAACUGAGAAGCCAAUGCCAGUAUCUCCUACUGCUCUCCAAUGGAAGCCGCUCAUGCUGUAACAGUCAUUUAAUCUCAGCCGUCCCUUCUGGUUUCCCCAAAGCCAGUCCCCCAAAAGGAUUAUGAUGAAUGUAAAAGAAAAGUUAUGAAUCGAUUCCACCUCUAUCAGGAGGAGUUGUUCACCUCGAGUCAAUGUAAUUCCACUUUUAAAGUGCUGUUUUGACAUGUGAGUUCAAAGGUCAACUUUAAAUGAAUUUCAAUAACGUGCUCAUCUGUUUGUUACCCACUGGGUCUGCAUUCAAGUAUUCCAUAUCAUAUUCUGAGUGAUGCAUUGCAUAGACUGAUGUGUGAUAUUGUUUUGUGGAGGUCUGACUGUGGCGGUGGUAUUGAAUGCCUACAAUUCAAGUUAAUGUGAGGAAUUUUUAACCGGUUCUGAAACGGUCUAAAUGUAUUACUGAAAUCAGUAGUGAUCCCUCUACGUAUAGCUCAAACCAUAGAGAGCAAUCCAGCCUUGGACCUGCAGUUUGAAGAUCUGUGGGCAAGGAGGAGAGCUCAGCCACCAGCAGCAUUGUCUCCUCCCCCCUCUGGAGCAGAGCAUAUCCUCCCUGCUCCUCCAUCCCCCAUUGGGAGCAAACAGCGACACCACGCUGCUGGAGGCCCACUCCUUAUUGAAGGGCCCGUUGUAGGAAAGGUAUGCUAGGGAGAGCCCAACCAGGACUGAUUGUGGCAGACUGUCAAUUUUAUUUUGUAUAGGCCAAAAUCCCAAAUUUGGUACAGGAAAAACACUCCCAAUGAACCCUGCUAAGUCAAAGGUUUUCUCAAGGGACUCUGGCACUCUGAAGCACUACCACUUUAGUCCACAGGGAGCACCAGAAUUAGUCAGUGGAUUCCUUUGGGAGGAAGUUCAAACCUCAUACCUCAUACUUUGUAGUACUACUCGGUCAGAAGUGUUGAUCAUGUGUUAUCUCUGCUGAUAAUCAUUGAGUCCAAUCCCGAUGAACUUCAUGACCAGGCUGAAUCCUACUGACUUUUUUUAUAUCCCUGUUUCUCCAUUCUUGGUGAUCUUCAGUAACUGUUUUGUGCCUGUCGCCAUUCCAGCUGCGCAACUGCACUAGCCUCAACCUUCCUUUUAGAAAACAAAACUCGCCCCGGAGGAAAGUAAACAGCCAACCUCAAGAAAACGCACUGUGAUAUGAAUGGUAAAAAUUAACCAAAUAAUACCUGAUGACAUGGGAGUCCUUUCCAGCUCUCACUUGUGCCUCUAAUGCUUUUUGUUGUGUAUUGUUAAAUGAAAGCUGAAACAAACUUGAUCAGCGAAAGUGAACAAGCACAUAAAACUGAUGUUUAUGCCCCUGCAGUUUGUCUUCAGUGUGAUGCCCUCUAGCUGCCUGCAGCCUUUGGCCGCUCUGUAUUUACUUCCACAUGUGCCACAUUUGCUGAAAGUAUGAUCUUUGGAUUUUAGACUUUAAAUAAACCAUUUUUGUAUGA
Molecule: messenger RNA, 6026 nt
Organism: Pungitius pungitius (ninespine stickleback)
Lineage: Eukaryota; Metazoa; Chordata; Actinopteri; Perciformes; Gasterosteidae
Product: signal transducer and activator of transcription 5B-like
Exons: 19
Coding region: 148-2508 (786 amino acids)
Biological process (GO): defense response; growth hormone receptor signaling pathway via JAK-STAT; cell surface receptor signaling pathway via JAK-STAT
Molecular function (GO): RNA polymerase II cis-regulatory region sequence-specific DNA binding; DNA-binding transcription factor activity, RNA polymerase II-specific
Source: RefSeq, a predicted model, not a curated record